AUGGAUCCUGAAAACUACGCCAACAUAGAGCUUGAGUGGGUUGCUUGUGUUUCUGUGCAGGGCGAAUUUCGUCGAUAUAAAGGCGACUACGUCCUCGCGGAGACGGAUAUCCGCACACACAGAAACUUCCCUGAUGCCGUGGUGCAGAAUGAUGGGGCGUUUUGUUUGCACUACCCAGGGAAUGGCAAAUAUGACUUUGGUCUGAAGUAUUGGGAGUGGGAUGAGCUCAACGUCCCGAACUUGAUGAUGGCGGAUAAGCAUAUAAGCGUCACCCAUGUUGCCGGAUCGAACUCGAAGUUCAUGGGGAAUGGUGGACAAAAUGCCAUUGCGACGGCUGCAGCGGCGCAUCGGUGCCGCAAGUACAACACCACGCCUCGAGGGGUUUAUAAGGGCCAUUUGCAGGAGCUCAAAAGGAUAACUUCGGCUAUGACGAGAACUGAUAACUUCAAGGCUAAGCUCUAA
Messenger RNA from Aspergillus ruber CBS 135680, 462 nucleotides. RefSeq lists its product as uncharacterized. NCBI's taxonomy places the organism in Eukaryota, Fungi, Ascomycota, Eurotiomycetes, Eurotiales, Aspergillaceae. The coding region runs from base 1 to 462 and encodes 153 amino acids. The record is from RefSeq and is a predicted model, not a curated record. The transcript has 2 exons.